AUGUCCGUCCGCGUGCGCGCCGCGCGCGGGGCCCAGCUUGACCCCGGCCCCGCGCCGUUACGUCUGUGGCUGCGCGCACGCUUCAUCGCGGCGCCUCGCUCCGGCCAGCUGGCUCCCCUCCGUACAGGCGCUGGCUGCAGCUUCUGUUCGAGCGGGCCGCCAGCUCCUCCGCGACUUGCCUCCCGUGCGCGAGCCCCCGCCCGUGCUGGUGCAGGCCACCACCCCGAGCUCCCCGCUCCCCGUUCGCGCUUGCCCCGGUCGGCUCCGGCCUCCCGCCGGCUCCUGCGCCGCGCCCCCGCGCGGCCCCGGGCUCGUACCAGCGUCCUCCGCCGGGUGCCAGUGUGCUCGGCCUCGCCCGGCCGCCCCGCACCCCGGCGGCGCACCCGGUUCUGCCCCGCCUCGGCCGGCCACAGCUACGCCCGCGCUGGCUCCCCCUCGCCUCCGCCUGGCCGGAGCGCCUCCGCCAGCCACCGCCUCCCUCCCUCCACGCAACCCGGCCCGGCCGGCUCCGUGCCUCCCGGUUUCGGCUCCCCUCGCGCCGACUCGCCGCCUUGCCCACCCGCCGGCUCCCGCGGGCUGGCGUCGCCUUGCCUCGGCCGCCUGGCCCCGAUAGUCGGCGUCCGCCUCGUCGCUCCUCCGUGCUGA
Messenger RNA from Aegilops tauschii subsp. strangulata, 645 nucleotides. The record is from RefSeq and is a predicted model, not a curated record. Lineage: Eukaryota; Viridiplantae; Streptophyta; Magnoliopsida; Poales; Poaceae.